Cydia amplana is the source of this 1401-nucleotide messenger RNA. RefSeq lists its product as uncharacterized. The coding region runs from base 366 to 1058 and encodes 230 amino acids. The record is from RefSeq and is a predicted model, not a curated record. The transcript is spliced from 4 exons. Gene Ontology annotation, cellular component: membrane. NCBI's taxonomy places the organism in Eukaryota, Metazoa, Arthropoda, Insecta, Lepidoptera, Tortricidae.
AACGGAGGAUUGAACGAUCCUCGUAGUGCACACCAACUUACCUGUAUGUAAUUAUAUUUUUCGCACACACUCAAACGCGAUCUACUACACGAGCUGUAGAUAUAAGUCUUGCUUUUUGCCAAGCAUUCUAUCGGAGAAAUUCACUUGGAAAAUAUUUCUCGAUCAUUUUCAAGUUCAGUUACGUAAGUACGCGUGCGGGAGAAUUGGUGCGGAAUGGCGGAUGUUUGGUGGUGCUCGACGGCGAAGUGGCGCGCGGUUAUAAGCUCGCACCCGCUCCUCCGGCUGUCAGUUGCCGAUAGACCACCCUCGCAGACGUUGAUUUCUAGUUAUUAGUGCAGUGUGUGAACAUACGUCAAAAUAACAAAAUGUGUUCCGCUUUUCGGAUAGCCGUCGUGUCAGUUAUCUGUGUGGUCGUCGCCUCCGGCCACGUGCACGGACCCCGCAGAUCCCGCCGGAUGGAUGCCGAGGAUUAUGCACAAAACGAAAUCGACAGUGGAAGAGCCGAAGAGAGCUCGUGGUGGCCUUCGGCAGAGUUCGCCGUUUUGCAGAAAGUUUAUGACGACUGCAGUGCGCAAAAGCACCUGACGAUGUGCUUAAAGGGCAAAGCCCUGCACGCCCUCACACGGGCCGUGGAACAGGAGAGCGUGCAGCUCGCGGACGGGCUCACCCUGGUGAAGCAGGCGGACGCUCCCGCGGCGGUCGCGGAGCCGCGCUUCUUCCCUGGCAUGUCCACGGAAGACAAGCUCGAUAUGGCUCUGCGCACUAAAUUCGAGCAAUUGAUGAACUCGCACACCAUUUCGAUGGAUUUGGCUUCGGAGGGUAGAGGUAGAGGCAAGAAAGUGCUCCCCUACCUGCUGCUCGGUAUCUUCACCACCGUAAGCGUGGUGGGAGGCAUCGCCCUCAAGACGCUGGCCGCCAUCGCUGGCAAGGCGCUGAUCGCCAGCAAGGUCGCGCUCACGAUAGCCGGUAUCAUCGCCCUGAAGAAACUCUUCAGCCACGACGGCGCUCCCGGCGAAACUACCUUCCAAGUGCACGCUGAUGGACAUCAUAGUCUUUAAUUCGAAGGCGGAAUAUGUACGUGGUGAGGCCAGCGAAAGCAAGCGCGGUGGACCCAUACCGAUACUACGGCGAGCAGACGACGUCCACCGCCGCCGCCAGCGCGUAGCCCGCGCCGUCUCACCCGCCCUGACCCGCCGCGCCCUCGCCCACACAAAAACCUCAAACCAAAGUACCGUCCAUGCUAUUGGACAUCCUACUUAGACGAUUGGUCGUCCGCUCUCGUUGUCAAAUCUAUGUCAAUAAAUUAUUUAGUGUAAUUUAUUUAUUCGUGACUACGGUUGUAUGUUUAAAGUUAAAUAAUUGCAGAAGUGAUGUAAGAGAUAAUAAAAACAUGACACUGAA